CCCGUUUUUCGGUCGAAAUCAAAGAUGUCAUCAACCGAGAAAACCAAUGCUGCCGGCGGCGACAAGCUAAGCAUGAAGCUGCUGGUGAACAGCAAGUCCCAGCGCGUGCUGUACGCCGAGGCUGGGAAGGACGUCGUGGACUUCCUAUUCUCCCUCCUCACGCUGCCGCUGGGCACGGUGGCCAAGCUGAUCGCCGACGACAGCCCCGCGGCCGGCUCCGUGGUCAACCUCUACAGCAGCGUCGACAAGCUCGACGACACCUACAUCUGCCGCGACAACGCCAAGGACGCCCUGCUCAGGCCCGCCGGCGGCUGCGAGAGCGGGAAGCUGCUCCAGCUUCCGGAGGCAAAGGCGCCGCAAACCACACUGCAAAUCUUCCGCUGCAUCGGCACCUACGUACCCAACUGCAGGAGCUACGUGACCAUGGUAAGUGGGACGACGUGUGGAAGCUGCGGCGCAAGGAUGACGACUCAGGCGCAGCUUGUUGGCUCCGUCGGCGGCGCUGGGUCGCCUGCUGCGGCGGCAGGGGCCGCCGGGUUUGUGCAGCGGAUCGUGACGUACACGGUGAUGGAUGACCUCAAGAUCGCGCCCAUGUCGACCAUCUCCGGGAUCACCAUCCUCAACACCUUUGGCAUCACGGACAUCGGCUCGCUCCAGGAGAAGACCGUGCAGCUUUGCUACGCCGAGGUUUGGAGAUGCUGAAGGCGUCACUGCAGUCGAAGACUGUUCUCACCGACGUCUUCCUUGGAAAGAAGCGGAAGGCCUCAAGCCCUUGAGCGAUAUUAGUUGUCACUGCAGUCGAAGACAGUUCUGACUGUUCUCACCAACUUCCUUGGGAAGAAGCGGAACGCCUCGCCCUUGAGCGAUAUUAGCUGCGGCGUCCUUGUUGAUUUUGUUUGCUUUGCUUUGUUGAACAUUUUAUACAAUGUCUGCUCUUAGGAACAGGAAACAAAAACAUGAAUCCUGUUAAACAAACGUUUUCGUGGAAAUGGUUUUGUGAGGGAACAUUC
This is a messenger RNA of Triticum aestivum (bread wheat), 1010 nucleotides long. RefSeq lists its product as uncharacterized. The record is from RefSeq and is a predicted model, not a curated record. NCBI's taxonomy places the organism in Eukaryota, Viridiplantae, Streptophyta, Magnoliopsida, Poales, Poaceae. Bases 25 to 702 code for a protein of 225 amino acids. The transcript has 2 exons.